Durusdinium trenchii is the source of this 1656-nucleotide messenger RNA. Lineage: Eukaryota; Dinophyceae; Suessiales; Symbiodiniaceae. The record is from the annotation of a GenBank genome assembly.
AUGAAGGUCACGGUGACACGGACAUGCCGUGAGACCAUGGAGCGCUUGCAGGUGAAGCCACACGAGCAGCUCAUGAACGAAGGGCUUUUGGUGGAGUUUUCACGCCGGUCCAAGGGCGAGGCCAUCUUUGUGUCGCACCAGUGGACUUCGCUGGGCCAUCCCGACCGCUCAGGGGAUCAGUUCCGCGUGCUCCAGGAAGCUCUCAAGCAGGGAGUGCAUGGCAAGCAGCGUUGCAUCCCUGCUGAGCUGCUGAAUCUGAAGGUUCCGCGCCACGCGAAGUCGCAGGAUGAGCUGUUCAUUUGGUAUGACUUCUUCAGCUGCCCGCAGGACCCGGCCUAUGCAAGUUCUUUGAACUUAGCCAUCAACAGCAUUCCAGCAUACAUCGAGCGGUGCAAGUACUUUGUGAUCCUUUCACCGUUUGUGCGGCAUGAAAAUGGCAAGCUCUUGGGAAAACACUCCUGGUCUGACCGGGCUUGGUGCCGGAUGGAACGACUGUCCAGGGCCCUGAGCAAGCAUGAAGAUGCGGGGGUGAUGAUCGAGGUGCAAAGUCCUCAACACCAGAUCUUGGCAGCUACCUUCGACUGGGUGAAAUAUCCCGUGGGCGAAGGCGCCUUUAGCGUCGCCUCUGAUCGGGCCAAGGUGGGCCAGGCAGUGAGAGCUUUAUUGCGGGAAAAGAUGAACUACUACCUUAACACAGGCCUAAAUGAAGAGUUAGUGGAUGACCUGAUGAUCAUUGAGGAAGGCCUAGAUGUUGUCACGAAGUUCAUGCGACAGAAUGGCCUCAGCACGUUGGAGCGUCAACCAUCGGGCUGGACCCCCAUGUGCUAUGCAGCCCUGUCUGGAGACACCGAGCUUGUAUCCGCUUUGUUGCAGGGCCGGGCAGAUGUGAACGACAAGAUCACGAAGCAUGAUCGCAUCAUGCAAUUCGCGCCGAACACCACCAUCCUGGACAUUUGCUGCUUCCUGAAACACAACGAGUGCUUGAAGCUGCUGUUGGAGGCACACGCCGAUUGUAGCAGGAAGGACGGCUAUGGCGCGAUGGCAUCUCACUGGGCAGCUGUGAGACCCAACCCCGCCGGGCUUCGCAUUUUGAAGGAUCAACAAGCUCGCACGCUCAUGAGCCCCAACAUCUUGGGACUGGCGCCCAUCGACAUGGCCGCUGCAGGAGGACAUGCCGAAAGCAUUCUGGAGCUUCUGGAUUGCGGCGAGCUGAACCUCAACCUGGCCCUGCAUGUGUCGAUCCUCCAUGGAGCACCAUCUCCGGAGGCCGUCGCCACCCUCAUCGAGGCAAAAGCAGAUAUCGAUCAUCAGCUUAGCUUCAGCAGUCUGAGUCCUUUGGGCCUCUUUUUUCGCUUCCUGAAGCUCCGGCACUAUUGGAAGUCAUCGAUGUUGAGUACCUAUGCCUACCACCACUCGAAAGCAACGCCUUUGAUGCUAAGUAUUUGCAGCCAGUCCUACGUGGCCACAGCGAUGCUAGUUGCGGCGGGCGCGCGCUUGGAACUGACGAAUAGUCAUGGCUGCACUGCGGCAGACUUGGCGGAGCGCACCUUGGCCCCUGAGUGGGUUCUCCGUGCCGUGAAGGGGGAGCCACACUUUGUGAGAGCUUGCGAGGAUAUGGUGGAGGAGCAGGGUGCGAAGCUUUGGUUCCGUAUCUGA